Molecule: messenger RNA, 522 nt
Organism: Penicillium pulvis
Lineage: Eukaryota; Fungi; Ascomycota; Eurotiomycetes; Eurotiales; Aspergillaceae
Exons: 1
Coding region: 1-522 (173 amino acids)
Source: RefSeq, a predicted model, not a curated record
AUGUUCGGGGACAUGCCGGAUCCUUUUAAUACGUCUACUGAGCGCCAGGGGGCCGCUCCGCCAGUCCCUGAUGCGGCGUUGGCCUCUUCCAGUUCAGAUAAUCAGGCCUAUUACACGUUCAGGGACAUGUUCGGGGACAUGCCGGAUCCUUUGAAUACGUCUACUGAGCGCCAGGGGGCCGCUCCACCAGUCCCUGAUGCGGCGUUGGCCUCUUCCAGUUCAGAUAAUCAGGUCUAUUACACGUUCAGGGACAUGUUCGGGGACAUGCCGGAUCCUUUGAAUACGUCUACUGAGCGCCAGGGGGCCGCUCCGCCAGUCCCUGAUGCGAUGUCGGCCUCUUUCAACUCAGAUAUGUUCGGGGUGCCCUCGGAUGCUUCUAGUAGACCCCGAGGUGGCACACCACCCUCUCCUUUGGGUGUGGCCGGUAGAGGUUUCUAUGUUACCAACGGACUGGGCGGUGCUAGAUUUGGACCAGGGGGUGUUCAUACUAACGUGCCAUGGCAGCCCAUGACUGUUGGAUAA